Racocetra persica is the source of this 723-nucleotide messenger RNA. The record is from the annotation of a GenBank genome assembly. NCBI's taxonomy places the organism in Eukaryota, Fungi, Glomeromycota, Glomeromycetes, Diversisporales, Gigasporaceae.
AUGGCUGUCAAAAAUAAAUCCGGAUCUUUAAAUUCAAAUCCGACGAGCCCAAUAACAGGAACAACUGUUUUACCUAUUGCUCGUGUGAAACGUAUUAUUAAAGAAGAUGACGAAAUAACGAUGUGCGCUGCUGACGCGACAUUCGUAAUUGCCGUCGCAGCGGAGCUUUUUAUAGGACACUUUGUGAAACAAGGUUUAGAACGAGCAAAUGCUGAAAAAAGAAAAAACGUUCUAUACCAAGAUUUGGUGCUUUUCAACUCUCAAACAAAUAUUGUUGUUGCAGCUAACGCAACUUCAAAUUGUCUAGAUGUUGUUCCGCAGACUUGUAAAUUCGAAAAGGCCUUAAAAACAUAUAAUGAUGCAAUGAAACAACACGACGUUACCAGGACAUUUGACGAAACAAAUAGUGAUGACAGUAGUGAAGAAUCAAGCGACGAUAAUUGCGAUGAAAAUGAUGCUGAUGCCGGUCACCAAAAUAAUGAAGAGGAUCAAAGCAAUGACGAGUUCGAUAUGAUUUCUGAAAGUGGCCAAGAUAUGAGUGAAAGUAAUACCGAUGAUCUUGACUCAAUAGAAGAAAAUGGAGUUAAAAGUGAUGAUAGUGAAAAUGUUGAUAGCAAUUCCCCAAUUCAUAACGGCAAUAACAACGAAGGAAACGGGAUUUCAGACAGCGAACUCAGUGAUGCUCCAACUUCAAGCAACGAAAAUAGUUCAGGACAGCUUUAA